CACACACAUAUAUAUUAAAAAUAAUCCAUAAAUGCUGAAAACAUACUUAAGAAAAUAGGCCAUGGUGUCCUCUGGCAAUAUUUACGUUUUUGUGGAUACGGUCACAUGAUAGAAUGGGAUUUCUCUCCACUUUUUUUAUUCUAUAAUUAAAUGGGUCAUUUAGUUAAUCUUGUUAUUACAAUUAUGUUUGUUGGAGAAAAAGUUGAACUUAGGGUGGAUUUUUAUUUUUAUUUUUAAAUAUAGAAUUUACAAGAAAAAUAAUAUAAAGAUUAAAUUUUUAAAAACCUAAAUGAUUUGGUUUGAACAUUUAUUUAUUUAAUUAUUUGUAUUUCAAAUAAUUUAACACUGAACAUUUCAUCCCUUUUCCUAAAGCUUUGAUUGUAUUGUUCUGAAACGUAAUACACAUAUUUUCUUGGUAGUCUCCACAAAAUAAUAAAGAUGUCUAAACUUGUAAAAACUUUUUUUUUUUUUUUUUUUUUUAAUUAAUGAGAUUGUAAAAUUGAAAUAGAAAUCUUGAUUGGUUAAUUCUGAAACUUAGUACCUGUAUUCUACAGUGAUUAUCUGGAGAUACCUUCACAAACUAAUAGAUAAAAUUAACAUAGCUACUUUUAUUAUAGAUUAUUUUAUUUUAUUUCUUUAAUGUUAAGACUUUAACAUAACUGUCCAGCCAUUCAAAUAUAAUUUUCUUUCAGUCAUACUCCAUCUACCACCUCGUCAUCCAGUCAGGCUGGUCAGUCGUGUACACCGACCCGUUCAAGCACAGUAACUGUGGUUGAUAGUCCAACCAAAGGCCAGGAAUCUACCAGGAGCAACGCAAGUAAUACUAGUAAAACAGCUGAUGAUGUUUCCAAUGUCAAGAAAUGUAAGGUGAAAAAUACUACACUAAGACUUAAAACAGUAAAAUCGUGGGGAUUUGAGUGGUUGGAUUUUGAGUGUAAGACUGAGCAUAAUAUUGCACAUGUAAUCACAGUGUGGUGUAAAACAUGCAAGAAAGCAUAUGAUAACCAUAAUACAUUCAUCCCAAAGGAAAUCUGCAAUAUGACACAUGCCGAGAAUGCAAAGUCAUCAGAGUUUGAUCUUAUUGCAGCUUAUAUUAAUGGUACUUCAAAUGUAAAAAAAAGACACGGCAGUCACACAUGGAAAAUCCAAAAAUCAUAGAGAUGCUGUCAGUAAAAACAAGAACACUGAGAGAAAUAUAAUUGCCUGCUCAUUCCUUAAAAUGGAUGAAGUUGUAAAAUCGAGAAUGUGUAAACUCUUUGACAUAGCAUAUACUGUGGCAAAAUGCGAGUUGCCUUUUACAUUUUAUCCUACUAUGGUUGCCGUGGAAAAUAAACAUGGGGUAGAUACUGGGACAAGUUACCUCCAUGACAAACAAUGUUCAAAUUUUAUUGAGCAUAUUGGUGAGACAAUGACAAAUGAAGUACAAGAACUAUUUCAAGCAAAACCUUUCUAUUGUUCUAUUAUGUUUGAUGGAAGCACAGACAAAACUCUGGCUGAGAAAGAAGUAAUUAGCAUCAAAUUACUACAGAACGGCAAACCAACAAUUAAGGUUUUAGGAAGUAGAUGAUAUCAAGGAAGCCAUAGAUAGAAAGUGUUUGGACAUGAAGCUGGAUCUCUCCUCCUCGUGUGUUGCAGUUGCAGCAGAUGGAGCUUCCGUUAACUUUGGGACCAAAGGAGGGGUUUUAAAGAAGCUGCAGAAUGAGAUGCCUUGGAUAAAAAUGAUACACUGCUUGGCUCAUCAACUGGAAUUGGCUUUGUCAGAUGCUUUCAAGGAAACCUAUUACAAAGACACAGUGGAUGACUUGAUGAUGCACCUUUAUUAUAUGUACAGACGAUCAGCCAAGAAAUGGAAAGAACUGGAGCGCUUAUCCGAGUCGAUGAAUGAACAUAUUGUCAAGCCAAGCAGGUCACAGGGCACUUGUGGGAUCGAUCAUCGCCGGAAAGCAUUAAAAGCACUUGAACGUGACUACACCUGCUUGGUGUGCCAGUUAAAAGACAUGGCGUCUGGGCAAAGAAAGAAUAUCAAACCAGCAGAUCAAGCAAAAAUGAAUGGCUAUCUAAAAAUCCUUAAAUCACACAAAUUCAUUUUGCAUGUUGCUGCAUACAAAGAUUUGGUAGAAGACUUAGCUUCACUCUCUCUCUGUCUGAAACAAGAUGAUUUGGCAGUUUCAAAUGUAAGAACCAGGAUUGAAGCUGUUUGUCUAUCUCUGAAAGCAAAACAAACCCAAUAUGGAAGACAGCUGUGCAACAUAAUCAGUCAAACAACUGAAGAGAAUCAACACACAUUCCGAGGUGUGACGCUAUUAUCAGGUGCUAACACCAUGACAGACUUUGCAAAACAUCAUACCAAGUUAAUUCUCAACAUCACUGAGUGUAUUGAAUCUCGAUUCGUUACAUUUAUUCAAGACAACAUCUUGAUGUCAGCUGACAUAUUUGAUCCAGCCAACUUGCCAACUGAACAGGGAGAUCUUGCCAUAUAUGGGAACCACGAUGUGGAUUCACUGAUUGACCACUUUGAACAUAUCCCGUCUUCUCAAUGUGAUGUCAGUGCGGUACAUGGGGGAAUGGAUGAUGCUGAAGUUGGAUCUCUCAAAAAAUCACAAGACCAUGACAUAUGCAGCAAUCUGGGAAAAAUUUUUCACUGAAAAACAAAGUCUGUAUCCAAACAUCCUCCAACUUGUACAAAUCGUUCUGGUCUUCGCCGUCUCUACCUCUCAAGUUGAAAAGCAAUUCUCCUGCAUAAAGAGAAUACUGGGAGACUGGCGACUCAAUUUGAAAUUGAGCACUAUGGAGCAUCUUCUACCUGCUGUAAUGAGAUGGAACAGCAGCAGUGUUUGUUCAAGGAGACCAGAUACGUCAUAAUCUCUCUCCACCAAAGUUGUCUUUAAGGACACCACAAAAUAAUUAAAAUACUGUUUUGUUUAAUGACACCACUACAAUACUUUGAUUUAUUGAUGAAUGACCAAUUUAACAGAAUUACAGAUAAAGGUUUUUUUCUGGUUA
Gigantopelta aegis is the source of this 3003-nucleotide messenger RNA. RefSeq names its product zinc finger protein 862-like. Bases 1602 to 2645 code for a protein of 347 amino acids. NCBI's taxonomy places the organism in Eukaryota, Metazoa, Mollusca, Gastropoda, Neomphalida, Peltospiridae. The record is from RefSeq and is a predicted model, not a curated record. The transcript has 3 exons.